Paraglomus brasilianum is the source of this 1569-nucleotide messenger RNA. The record is from the annotation of a GenBank genome assembly. Lineage: Eukaryota; Fungi; Glomeromycota; Glomeromycetes; Paraglomerales; Paraglomeraceae.
AUGGCUCCUCCUCCUCCCAAAAACAUAUCAAAGUCAAAACUUACCAUUGACUUGUCAACUAUACCUUCCAUUUCAAACUCUCCUAGCGGUCCACUUUCUCCAACAUACAGUGGACUAUCCUCUCCCGCAUUAUCUGGUUCGUGGGUUAGUAGCAGGUCUAAUGCAGAGCUUACUGCUGCUUUGAAAGAUGCGUAUACCAAGAUCAAAGAGAAGGACAGAGAUCUCAUGCUGGCCGCCGAAAUCGGUAAAAGCCUUUUGGAUAAUAAUACACUUUUGAAGCAGCAUUGUGAAGCAUUAGUACAGGAAGUAAAGAAACUGCGAAAACAAACGAAGGGCAUAUCGUCCACCAUGAAUACUGCAGAUAAAACCAGCAUAACCAGAAUACCGCCCCCCAAUGGAUCAACCUUCGAAGACGAUCUACUGAACUUUGAUGACAGCGAUGAUGCAGACUCUGUCACCUCCAACUUGAGCGAAGCAUCGGAUCAAAUCUUACUAUCUCACCCUCCCAUGCGAAUGGGAAUGCCACACAAAGAAUACGAAAUCAUAAGGCAGUUGGAACUCAAUAAUACCGAAUUACACGCUAAAUUGGACAAUAUGGUGAACGAAGCACAAGAAACCGACAGGCUUAAUAAAUCCAAGCAACGUAAACUAGAGAGUGAAGUAGAGAAACUCCAAGCCGCAUAUUCACAGGCAACCCAAAAGAUUGAAGAUCUCGAAGCAGAGAAGGCUCACAUGUCGCAACAAUACAAAACAAAGUUCCAAGAACUACGUAAUCGGAAAAAACCCACGGACGAUGAGGAAGACGUACAAUUGCUGUACAAGAAAAUCGACGAGCUCGACGAACAGAACACCAUCCUCGAAAAAUCAAAAGCAGAAACAGACUCACGGUUGAGAAGGGUAUUACAGGAUCUAGACAUUCUUCGUGAACGAUGUGCUCAUCUGGAGGAGAUAUCUAGUGACUUUGAUAAACUUCAAGGCGAUUAUGCCGAAAAACAGAACGAGAUUUCUGGACUCAGGACGAUGCUUGAAACCGAGAGAAUCGUUGGUCUGGGCAUGAAGUCAGCAACGCAUACGAGAACAAAUAGUUUUACUGAUGCAACACUGGGAGGAAGACGAUUAUCCGAUCCGGAUGCCAUGCAUGCUGCGCGAAUUCAGAAGAGUACUCUGUUGGAGGAACUCGAAGAUGAGUGGUUCCGCGAAUUGGCAGAAUUCAAGAGAGAGCGAAAGAGAUCUUCCAAUUCAAUCGAGUCACCGCUGUUCUCACCAAUUGCGUCAGAGGCUGAUUUCCGGGAAUUCUACCUGAGAAACAGAGACCUACUCGACGACGACGAUAAAUCUGCAAUUGAUUAUUUAUCAGAUGAUGAAUUUUCAUACGUUUAUCCGGAUUACGAGGAAGAGCUUGAAGCCUUGAGGUUAAAACGAGAAUGGUUCUGGAGGCGAUGGGCAAGAGCAGUGUUAAAUCUUGUUACGUGGUUUUGGAGAUGGUGUCGAUUCUUGGCGUUAUUGUUUGCUGCUGUAUUGUUAGCAGUGUGGCGUGGUCCUGAUGAACUAUUAUCAUUUGAUAUGUGA